Molecule: messenger RNA, 1665 nt
Organism: Magallana angulata
Lineage: Eukaryota; Metazoa; Mollusca; Bivalvia; Ostreida; Ostreidae
Exons: 3
Coding region: 1-834 (277 amino acids)
Source: RefSeq, a predicted model, not a curated record
AUGCCUCCUAAAAAGCACAAGAAAGGUAACCAAAACGUACGGGGGAACCCGGCGAAACGAAUUCGAAGGCCGAGCCGAAGGGUUAUCGAGGCUACACCGGCUGCGAGCGAGACAAGUGAUGUACCAUGCGCUCCUGCAUCUAACAGCGGGGGGGGGGGGGGGGGGGGGACGCUCAACGCCAGCUUGAAUCAUGUACCUUCAGCACCACAGGUCAUUCCACAGCCGUCAUCGGCUCGCCAAGGCUCCAGUAGACAGUCUCAGGGUCAGUUACCAACGGACCAAAGUAUGCAGCACAGUGUGGGCACCGCAGCCACAGUGGCCACGUUUUCGGGCUUUGGCUCCAUAUACAGACCCAAUACCAACACAACUACCCCCAGAGAUUUGGCAGUUUUGACCGAGGAAACCAAUAGACUCUUAAUGGCUUCUAUGGCAGAGAGUACAUGGCAAACAUAUAAAACGGCUUCUGAUAGUUUCAAUCGUGUCAGGUACUUGUAUGGGUUACCUCUUUCAUGGCCAGCUCCUCUCGAACAUAUCAUUCAAUUUAUAGCUUCUAUGUCUGCAGAAGGGAAAGCCUGUGGAUCUAUUAGAACUUAUAUAUCCGGCUUGUCAUAUAUGUACAAAAUUCAUGGUCUCACGGACAUUACCAAGUCAUUUAUAGUCACUAAAUUGUUAGAAGGAGCAGCCCGACAAAACCCAACACACGAUACCCGAGCCCCGAUAACUCUUAAUAUCCUGAUUACACUGCUCCAGGCUUUAGAAAAAAAGUCUGUCUUAAUAGUUAUGAAAUUUGUUUAUUUAAGGCAGCAUUCUGUUUGGCAUUUUUUGGAUUCUUGAGAGUAGGGGAAUUAACCAGCAAAUCACUCAAAAGUCUGAACUUGAGACCUUUGCAGUUUGGUGACAUUGCCAUUGUUGAGGCUAAUGGGUGUAAACAUGUGAAAGUCACAAUUAGACAAUCAAAGACUGAUCAACUAGGUCAUUCCUCUACCCUAUAUUUGUCAGAAACUAGAGGUCAGGCAUGCCCUGUUAGGGCAGUGGUAAAUUAUUUAAAGGUUCGAGCUCAGGGUUUAGGUCAAGGUCAAUCUUAGUUCAUUUUGAUGGCAAACCCCUGACACGUUAUCAGUUUUCAGCUAUACUUGCCAAAUCAUUGCAAUUCUGUGAGGGUAAGAUUGGACGAUUUAAGUCGCAUUCGUUUCGUAUUAGGGCUGCAACAGAGGCAGCAAUGAGGGGCAUCCCUGAUCAAGUUAUUAAACAAUGGGGGCGCUGGAAGUCAGAGUCUUAUACUUCAUAUAUUAGGUUUUAAUACUGCUACAUAUAAGUUUGCUUGUAGCUUAUUGUUACUGUUCACUUUUUCUAUUGUUCCUACAUUAACAAAUACUAAGAUUUGCAGGAUGUAAGAGUGUUAUAUGGGUCAUGGGAUCGUCCAUUGUGUACUGGGCUGCACGAAGUGCCUGUAUUCGGCCGGGAGGAAAACAUCUCACCCUACAAGACGAGAACAUCAACAUUUUGUGGUUUGGAGUAAGGGGAAUGAGAUGGAAGGACUUUGACCCUAUUUUCGACAAUAAGUUAAAGUCUAAUCCGCCACCAGAUUACCUGGUAGUACACUUGGGUUCAAAUGACCUUGGCAUUUUGUGCGGAGUCGAACUCAUUCAUACUAUUAAAUGCUCC